CUUUAUAUUUGUCUGUUUUCUAUUGUAGAUAUUAAAAUCAAUAAAAUGAAGAAGCUCUUGGAAAUUCUAUCAAAUCCCAAUAUGCCGUUGGAUACGUUGCUAAAAUGUGAAGUUGUCUUGGCAAAAUUAGAUUUUAAGAGAGAAGACGGUAGUGUGGGACCGCCAGCAACAACAUUGAAGAAGCACCAAAUUUUCAGUCCACUAUUAGGAGCCGUAAGCGCACAUUUCCAAAGUCCGGUAAUCAAUCAUACAUCAUUGCAACGCAUUUUUGGACCAGAGAUAAAAAAUUUGUCAUCACCUUUGAAGAAGCAAAAAAUAGAGGAAUCAUCUAGCGAAAUACCAGACGUAUUACAAGGAGAAAUAGCUAGAUUGGACCAACAAUUUAAAGUAUGUAAUAUCAGUUUCUAAGCUUA
Messenger RNA from Acromyrmex echinatior (Panamanian leafcutter ant), 413 nucleotides. RefSeq names its product mediator of RNA polymerase II transcription subunit 15-like. NCBI's taxonomy places the organism in Eukaryota, Metazoa, Arthropoda, Insecta, Hymenoptera, Formicidae. The record is from RefSeq and is a predicted model, not a curated record.